Cyprinodon tularosa is the source of this 2477-nucleotide messenger RNA. It is a transcript of the gene ca10a, whose product is annotated as carbonic anhydrase Xa. The record is from RefSeq and is a predicted model, not a curated record. The coding region runs from base 326 to 1492 and encodes 388 amino acids. The transcript has 10 exons. Gene Ontology annotation, molecular function: zinc ion binding; carbonate dehydratase activity. NCBI's taxonomy places the organism in Eukaryota, Metazoa, Chordata, Actinopteri, Cyprinodontiformes, Cyprinodontidae.
UAUAAAGCGGACGGCACCGGAUGGAUGAGCGGACGGGUGGAGUGAUGCGCUUGGAAUAUUACUAUGAAGUAAACUAUUGAAGGAAUCUGUUCUUGGAUCUUUCUGAUCUGUGAAAACAAUCGCCAGUCUUGUAGAUCUGAUUACCUGCUAUGCGUCUGGUGUGGAGAAUACCUGGCGGAAGGUGUGCAGCGGGAUCCAGCCUGACAGGACACAACUUCAGCAUCUGAUAACCUGAAAGCCCCCGAUUCACAUUCGUUUCGCCCCAUUUUUUUUUUAUUUUGAUUUUUUUGCAAUCGUGUGCGUGAUGCGCGUGGAAUGAGAACAGAUGAUGGAUAUAAUUUGGGAGAUAUUGAUCAUUCUUCAAGCGAAUGUGAUCGUGUGCGUAUCAGCUCAACCAAACCCACCGAAAAUUCAUGAAGGAUGGUGGGCGUACAAGGAGGUGGUGCAAGGGAGCUUUGUUCCAGUGCCAUCUUUUUGGGGGCUGGUAAACUCUGCCUGGAACCUGUGCUCCGUUGGGAAGAGGCAGUCGCCAGUCAACAUUGAAACCAGUCACAUGAUCUUCGACCCCUUCCUUACCCCUAUAAAGCUGAACACAGGCGGACGCAAGGUGGGAGGGACAAUGUACAACACUGGCCGUCAUGUCUCUCUGCGACUCGAAAAGGAGCAUCUGGUUAACAUCUCCGGAGGCCCAAUGACAUACAGCCAUCGUCUGGAGGAGAUUCGACUACACUUCGGCAGUGAGGACGGCCAGGGCUCUGAACACUUGCUCAACGGACAGGCUUUUUCUGGAGAGGUUCAACUGAUUCACUACAAUCAUGAGCUGUAUACAAAUUACACAGAAGCAGCUAAAAGCCCCAACGGACUGGUUAUAGUGUCCAUAUUUAUGAAGAUCGCAGAGACAUCAAACUCUUUCCUGAAUCGCAUGCUGAACAGAGACACCAUCACAAGAAUAACAUAUAAAAAUGAUGCAUAUCUUCUGACUGGCCUGAACAUAGAGGAGAUUUACCCCGAAACUAAUAGUUUCAUCACCUAUGAUGGAUCAAUGACUAUCCCUCCAUGCUUUGAGACAGCCACAUGGAUCCUAAUGAACAAGCCAGUGUACCUCACACGCAUGCAGAUGCACUCCUUGCGGCUACUGAGUCAGAACCAGCCAUCUCAGAUCUUUCUGAGCAUGAGUGACAACGUUCGCCCCGUCCAGCCGCUGAACAAUCGAUGCAUCCGCACAAACAUCAACUUCAGCAUGCAGGGCAAGGACUGCCCUAACAACAGGGCCCAGAAGCUCCAGUACCGGGCAAACCCACUUGGCCUGAACCCCAUAGAGAAUCUCCAGAGUGCUGUGAAGGGGAAGAUGAUAGACUUCAGACCCAGCAAUUCAGAUGACCUGAAGGCCGCUUUCAAAGCAACCUGGGCUUAUGUUACACCUCAGCAGAACAACAGGCUGAUCACCUCGGUGCCAGUAAUUCAUUCAAAAGGGGGCCAAACCAGUGAAUGAGUGGUUGCUAAAAUAGCCCCCCCACACCCCGCUCCACCCCCCUGGAUGAGCGAGGAGGAGAAACGAAUGUCAGAGAUGGAGAGUGGAACGAGGCAAGCAGGAGGAAUAACGGAAACGAGGAAUCGGUCUAAAGGCUUCAUCUCAUCUGAGAAUCUUUCAUGGCAUUGUAUAAAGAAAGAAACACUGGUCAUUUUUUUUCCUGAAUAAGAGAACUUACAAAAAAAGACUCUUCUUUUCAUACAUUGAGAACUGUUUCAACCCUCAAUCCAACACAUUCUAACAAGCCAUUUCCCCACACUGUAUGACUACAUCUAUAUAAACAUUUUGAUACAAAUGAUUUUUUUUUCUUUUUUGUGGGUGGUGGGGGACAAUCUAAAAAGACACUUAAGUGUUAAGAGAAAAAAACAAAACUAUUAUUUAAAGAAAUUAUUUGAUAGCCUCCUAGCCAACAGGACAACCUCGGGACUCUGAAGCCUUUGUAUAUAAAAGAAGCAGCCAUCAGUGGUACUGUCCAAGAACAAACAUGAAACCGUGGGUUGACUCUAAACAGGAAACAGGACUCACACAAUCAUUUCAUCAAGGUCACCCAACAGGGCUUGUCAUCAGCAGAGUGGAACAAACACAGCACAGCCUUACUUAGUCAUUUUCCCAAACUGAGUCAUGCUACAGGAUCCAACAAGCCCAUGUCGGCUCGGAGCGUCUUGGCCUCGUUUGUAUAUAUUAUUACUAUUAUCAAUACUGGAGAAAAAUUAUGAUGUAAAGAAAAAGUGAUAAAUAACAAAAUAAAAAGAUAUAUUAAAGAGGAUUUGAAAAAAAAAAACUCACAAAGGUUCAGAAUUUUAAACAGCUUUGCACACUUUGAAUUCUUGUGCGGGUUCUCAGUGUGAGCUGAUGCCUUUUUUCUGUUUUCUUGUUUACAAUGGUCAUACACUGUGUUUGAGUAAUGUUAUCAGCCCAAUAAAUGUGUCUACAAAGCCUAUAUAAA